Messenger RNA from Saccostrea echinata, 6201 nucleotides. RefSeq names its product inactive ubiquitin carboxyl-terminal hydrolase 53-like. Gene Ontology annotation, biological process: protein deubiquitination. The transcript has 17 exons. Lineage: Eukaryota; Metazoa; Mollusca; Bivalvia; Ostreida; Ostreidae. Bases 36 to 5228 code for a protein of 1730 amino acids. The record is from RefSeq and is a predicted model, not a curated record. Gene Ontology annotation, molecular function: cysteine-type deubiquitinase activity.
AUGAAGAUAUCAUCAAUUGUGAAGUGAUUAUAACAAUGGAAGGCCCAAAGACAUUUCCCCCUGGGAACCGUCCCCAGAACCAUAAUCAUCUCCCACCCCCCACCAAUUGGUACGACACUCUAGACAGGAAUGCUAACAUCUCCCUCAGCUCCAAAGGUCUGCGCAACGCCCCUGGUGAAAACAAUUGCUUCCUCAACAGUGCUGUUCAGGUUUUCUGGCAUUUAGAUGUAUUCCGUCGAAGUUAUAGAAGACUUUCAGGUCAUUUAUGCAUGGGAAAUUCAUGCAUCUUCUGUGCUCUAAAGGUGAUUUUUACCCAGUUUCAGUAUAGUGACCAGGCUUCCUUGCCUCCCGAUGCCCUCCGCAGGGCUUUGGCCGACUCCUUUAUGAACCAGCAGCGCUUCCAGCUAGGGCACAUGGAUGAUGCUGCUGAAUGUUUUGAAAAUAUUUUGAGGAGGAUCCAUUUUCAUGUGGCCAAUGCGUAUCAUGAGGACUCAUGUUCAGCUCCUCAUUGUUUGAGCCAUCAGAAGUUCACCAUGACUAUUUUUGAUCAGUUGGUUUGUGUCUGCGGUGCAAGUUCAGAGCCCCUGAGAUUUCACGAGACGGUUCAUUACAUUACGACAAAUGCACUAGUGUCGCAGUAUCGAUCCAUGCAAGAGACUGGGGACUUGAUACAUAACGACCGAUUCGGACUAUUGCUAAGGAACGGAUGUGCACAGGGCGAUAUCAGAGACUGCCCGGACAACUGUGGAAAGCGUGUCCAGAUAAGGAAGACUCUGCUUAAUUCCCCUGAUGUCGUGAGUAUUGGACUUGUAUGGGAUUCAGAGAGGCCAGAAACUUCAACCAUCACAGAUGUCUGCCGCUGUAUUGGAACAACCAUUUUACUGCAAGAUCUCUUUCACUCUGUGAUGUGUAAGGAUGUCACAAAGUUGCCACGGUUACAGUUGUCUGCAGUUGUCUGUUACUAUGGAAAGCAUUAUUCCACUUUUGUUUACGACACAAAGUCAAGUAUUUGGAAAUACUUUGAUGAUGCCACAGUAACGGAAAUUGGACCAAAGUGGGAACACGUCGUUGAUAAAUGUUCACGAGGGCGCUAUCAACCGCUAUUGUUACUCUACACUAACCCCAACGCUAGUCCAAUCUCCACCGAUACCGCUCCCAAGAAAAGAGUUAUGGCCCCUGGUUUUGGGACGCCCACCAAAGGUGUGACUGAGAAGGAGAGUCGACCAGACGGAGGCAAACAGUCACGGUCCAAGUCUUCGUCCAUUGUGUCUCAGACCAGUGACCAAAUCAAUCCAAACAACCCCAGGGUCCACAAUCCUGACCAGUAUUCACCUGACGCGGAUGGACCCAAACAACCUAGCUCUGAGCACAGAAGGCAACCUAGUUUUCUAAUCGCAAUAACAGGGAAGAAUGGAAAAAAGGUUAAUUCAGAGUAUGCUGUGCCAGUAACUAAUGCACCAAUUAAGCAACCUCUUCCGGGAGGUCAAGUGAAGUCAGAUCAGGCUUAUCACCUUGACAACAGGUCAGUGUCACAGAGAGGCUUUGUCCAGCGUGAGGUCAUAGAGGAGGAUCAAGUGGAUGGAUAUACUCUGUCCAAUAGUGACCAGUAUAGGCGUCCAUCACUUAAUGCUCCAGAGGGAAAUUCCAAGUAUACAGCAUUGAACUUUAAUAGGGUCAGUGAAGUCCAAAGGAAAGAGAGCUUGAAGAAAGGGAAGGGUAAAGUAGGAGUGGAUGUGAUUCGAUAUCAGGUGGAUCCCCAGAGGUCCUCUUCUGAUUCAGACUCUCAAGGAUACAGUGAUACUGGUGCAUCUACUCCACCCUCCCUCCCACCCAAAAGACUGACCCAUUCACAGAGUUAUGAGGAGUCACCAGCUAAUCUCUCAGCAGACCACAUUGAUGUUAGGCAGCAUGUAGUGAUGAAACCCAAGCCCAAUGCAGCUCAGGCCCACAAUUAUGAAAAUAUUGACAAUUUAAUUCAUACACCUGUGCAGUCUGGAUUGGCUACAUUACCAAGAAAUAAAAAAGGCACUAGAUCAAAUUCGGGUAAUCACUCCAGACAGGGUUCUAUGACUGGAGACAAUUCAAGACAAUUUUCCACUUCUCACAGUCGUCAAAGUUCUACAAACACCCUUACAGAAUCCUGCCACAGCAGGCAAAGUUCAUCCAACACUCUGACAGAACAUUCCCGCCAAAAUUCCAUGGUCAGUGAACAUUCCGACAUGCAUUCCAUGACCUCAAAUGGUCAGACCUCGGAGACCAGUUCACGUCAGAAUUCCACUGUCAGUCAGCAUUCCGACAUUAUAAGCCAAGUCAACAGCAACCACAUUUAUCAGAUGUCAUCUGCACAAUAUCAAAGACAGAAGUCUGCACCAGUUAUCAUGAGUAACACUCAGAAACCAGGAGAGCCACAGAAGAAAGAGAAACCACCAAAACCAGCAAAACCAGAAAAGAAACUGGGAGUUUUAAAGAAGAAAAAUAAUGUUCCACAACAGGAGCAGCAUGGUCCACCUCUGCCUGACAAGAAGAAAUCCCUUUCACCUGACUCAAGUGAAUAUAUUGAUAGGAAAAUGGUGGAAAAUGUACUGAAGUACCAGACGAAGUUGUCUCGCCAAGGCUCAACCAACAGUAACAUGAGCCAAACAAGUCAGAGCAGCAAUACAAGUUUCGAGUCUGACAACUCGAGCAUCAAAAACUCGUCAGAAACUCAGUUUGACAAUUUGUCUCUGGAAUCGCACAGGGACUCUGGUUAUGGAAGCAGUGACAGGAAUAGUUCAAGUUCCACAGGAAGUUCAACACUGGAUCCAUAUACCCAGUAUUUCCUCAACAAGAGCAUGAUUCCUCCAAAGACUUUCAACCCACAGGCUGUGGCUGAAAACAUGAGGAAAUUUAUUGACCCAAACUACCAAGAACCUAAAACAGUGAUGUCUCAAUACGAACAUCAUAAUAAUUAUAGUGCUAAUAAUAAUGGACCUUCAAAUGGACCAAAAGGAGGAGGGUAUAUGAACCACCCAGUAGCAUCAGAGAAGGGGAAACCAUUUCAUCCAGUUGUGGAUGGUUUUGGAAAUCCUAUUGAACAGUCCAGGCAGCUUUAUGACCCGGCCAUCGUUCGUUCACACCAGGGCAAAGAUAUGAAUACACACCCCAAUUAUAAUUACGAUGGUCACUACAGUCAUUCCAAUAAUCACCCUGCGUCAGGAAGUUCUAGUUACCACCCUCCAGAAAAUGGACAAGCAAAAGCCCUUGAAGGAGACCAAGCUUCUUUGAGUGAGUUCACUAGUAUUUACCAGGCCUCGGAAGAUCUCAUGGACCAUUGUGUACUGGCUGAGACCAAUGGAAAUUUCCAAGAGGCCAUAAGGCACUGCUCUCAAGCCAUAGAGUGCCUAAAAAAGGCAAUAAAGAUUCCUAAUUUGCCUCACCAGUCGUAUACUUAUGGUCAGAAAAAACACAACUCAUGUCUUCUGAAGGUUCGAAGUCUGCAAAAGAAGGCGGCCAUGAUGAGGCAGGAAUCCAACUCAUCCAGCACAAGUUCAGAUAGUGCUCGUUCAUCACCUCUUAUUGUCAAUAGUAAUAACUAUUGUGAAGAUGGCUCCAGUCGUAAGCCAGCUGGCAAACCUUCUGAUCUCUGCAUCAACCAGAAUGUUGCAAUGUUGCAGCAGACGGCUAUCCACUCACGCUCAAGUUCAAGAGAUUCAGUGGAUAGUGUGAUCGAAAACAAAAACUAUCGUGGAGAAAGACCCAGCAGUGGAAGCUCCACAAACUCACAAAAACAUGUGACCUGUAAUUCUAGUCAAAAUAGCAGAUCAUCAAGUAGUGAUAGGACACUUAAGAGUAAUUCAAACAGUUUAGAUGUGUAUGGGACACUUCCAAGAAAAGGGAAAGCAAAUAAUAAGACACAAAGUGGUACCAGCAAUCAGCCAAAAGGUGUCGGUGAAAAUCGAAAUACAAGAUCAAUGACUCCAACCCCUUUAGAUAGUAGUUCCACAGACUCUGAAUCUCAAUACCAGAUGCAGAUGCCUGCUAAAGCACAAAUUGUCACAAAUGUUGCAGAAAUCAGGCCACUUCACAACAACUCUGGACCAAUGAGAGCAGUCCACUCACAACCCAACAUGUACCUCCAUUACAGCACUACAACAUCAAGGACCCCUGGGACAGUCCCCGAGGUUUGUAGUUCCCCUGCUGCUCAGCAGAUGACAGCUAAGACUCAACCAGUGCUGCCACCCAAACCCAACCAGGCAACAGAAAAAACCACCUCUACAUUUCCUCCCCCUAAAAAGGAAGGGAGUGUUGGGCCGUACCAGAAAACCAUGACCUACAAGGCUGGUAAACCAGCCAUUGCUUCUUCAUUGCCAUCCUCUGUUCAGUUCCAUUCUGCUACUACUAUCAGUAGUUCUAGGCGCCCCCUUAGUCGACACGCCAGCUUCAAUCAGCAGCGCCCUACUUCUGAGGGCCGCACUUCUGUGUUCGGUACUCGGACACUGGAGAGAUAUGCUUCACAACCUGACUGUCAGAAUCUUGCUUCUCUGCAACCUGACACAACAGACUGUGCUAAUGUGGCUUGGAAAGAUGUGACAUCAUCAGAACAGCAAUCCUUGCAGGGACACUAUUCUAAAGAGGCAGUUGCAAUUUGUUCCACUGGCAGUCCAACCACUCCCCAAGGAUCCGCCACAGAGGAAUCUUCAGAGGGAAAUGAGGCCAGACCAAGUGUGCGAGAUUUGGCAUCUAGAUUCGACGGUGUGACAGCCAACUGCAAUCACACCAUGAACUCUCACCCCAUCAGCAAUCCCCCAAACCCCCCUCCUCAACAAGGUCUUGCCAUAAGACAUAGAAGCAAGUCUGAGUCUGACUUUCGAAACAUGCAGGAGGAACACCCAAAGUCUGUGCUCUCUAAGAAAAAGAAAAACAGGGGGAGCAAGCCAAGAAAGUCAGUAACUUUCUGUGACAAUAUAGCCCUCAUCUCAGCUGCAGAUUUGGACGAGUUUGGCUUUGUUCGGAAUCCUGAAGAGUUCCAUGCUGGAUAUGUGAGUGAUGAGGAAGAUCGACUUGGGGGACUCUCUAGAAGUGCAUUUUCAGACAAUGACCUUGAGGAGGGGGAUAGUUCUGAUUCUCCUGUAGAGAUUUACUUGGGGGAGGACCCUUGUAACCUGUGCAGUAAAAGGGGGGUUGUUCCUGGACACACUUUGUGUGCCAAGUGUCAGCUCUACAUGAGGCAAUUUCAGACACAAACAUAGCAAUGAAUUGCCAUAGCUUCAAAUGGUUAUCCUGCAAAAUAUUGAUAUUGUGCUAUUUUUUGUCUUUUUUGGGCAAAAAAGUUCAUAAAUUAUUGUCAGCAUUUUGUAAAUUGGUAUUUAUAUUCACUGAUGGGGUGAAUUUUUUUUUGUUUAAUUGCAUUAGCUAGUAUACUGCCAAACUUGAAUACUUGCAGCAAUGCUAUCUGUCUCGUACUUUUUUAUUAUUUGUUUUUUGAGAUUUUUAGAAAAAUAUAAACUUGUCAAAAAACAGCAAAUUGCCCUGAAACUUACUUGAAGACUCGUGAAGAGUAAACUAGUCAGUGUCUGUAAAUGUAUGAAUAUGCAACUGAAACAUUCCAUUGAAUUUUCUGCUUUAUUCUAGUAUAACACAGUAUGGACAAUAAAGAUUUUUUAUGCACUAAAAAUCUAAUUGUAGUCCGUCCAUCUGAAUGUUAUGUUUCUUAAGAAUAUCUUUUGGUAUAAAAAGAAAAAUAUUUUUUAGUUCAAAACCUUGUUUUUUAUGAAGAAAAAUAAUCAAAAUUAUAAAAAGAAAAGUGCAUUUAAUUUUUAUCAGUGUUAUAUUCUACAAACUUUUAUGUUUUGUGAGAGUAUAUUUUAGAAAAAAAAUCAUUUUAUGGCAUUUUUGUUUUUGAUGUUAUCCAGUUUUAAACUGCCAUAUCUUGUUUAUAGAUUUGAUCUCAUUGCCCUGGAUCUGUGUUAAGUUCUCAGAACUGACCAAUAAAAAUGAAGAUGCUUUUAUAAAUAGCAAUAUUUCAAAUAUUUCCCACUGUUUUGAGAAAUUUUCAACAGACCAGGGGCUAUACUUGUUAAGUUGUAUAUGUAUAGUUUGUACAUAUCAAAUUUGUUGUAUAUUAUUCUGUGAAAAUGCUGUCAUAUUCUAAACAUAGAUCAUGCUUCAUAAAGUAUAUACUGCUUAUCAUAUGAAACAGAACAUAUCAAAAUUUUCAAUAAA